This is a messenger RNA of Cebus imitator (Panamanian white-faced capuchin), 649 nucleotides long. Its product is annotated as elongin-C-like. Gene Ontology annotation, molecular function: protein-macromolecule adaptor activity. Gene Ontology annotation, cellular component: elongin complex. Gene Ontology annotation, biological process: ubiquitin-dependent protein catabolic process. The transcript has a single exon. NCBI's taxonomy places the organism in Eukaryota, Metazoa, Chordata, Mammalia, Primates, Cebidae. The record is from RefSeq and is a predicted model, not a curated record. Bases 79 to 417 code for a protein of 112 amino acids.
CACACUCUGCGUCCUCGCUUCACCAGGAAACUGCUAAAGUUCCUGGGGAAGCAAAGUAGAAUUUUUCAUAAGAACAAAAUGGAUGGAGAGGAGAAAACCUAUGGUGGCUGUGAAGGACCCGAUGCCAUGUAUGUCAAAUUGAUAUCAUCUGAUGGCCAUGAAUUUAUUGUAAAAAGAGAACAUGCAUUAACAUCAGGCACAAUAAAAGCCAUGUUGAGUGGCCCAGGUCAAUUUGCUGAGAACGAAUCCAAUGAGGUCAAUUUUAGAGAGAUACCUUCACAUGUGCUAUCAAAAGUAUGCAUGUAUUUUAUGUACAAGGUUCGCUACACUAACAGCUCCACUGAGAUUCCUGAAUUCCCAAUUGCACCUGAAAUUGCACUAGAACUGCUGAUGGCUGCGAACUUCCUAGAUUGUUAAAUAAAGUAAAUUAUAAUAAACUGUUAACUCUUUUCAGUAUUUAAUACCUGUAGAUCAGUUAGUAAUUUUUUCUUAUAUAGCAUGUUGCCUGUAUGCAGUUGAACUGUAUAAAGUUCAGUGCAAAGCCGAUUAUCUUCUGUUUUUUGCAUAGCAAUCAAAGUUGGAAUUCGUUUGCUACAUCAACAAAUUAAGGACAUUUUCACAAACUGAGAAAUAAACAAAUAUGCCAAUU